This is a messenger RNA of Diospyros lotus (date-plum), 2172 nucleotides long. RefSeq names its product AT-hook motif nuclear-localized protein 1-like. The coding region runs from base 785 to 1798 and encodes 337 amino acids. Gene Ontology annotation, molecular function: minor groove of adenine-thymine-rich DNA binding. Lineage: Eukaryota; Viridiplantae; Streptophyta; Magnoliopsida; Ericales; Ebenaceae. The transcript has 5 exons. The record is from RefSeq and is a predicted model, not a curated record.
AGAGGUCAGAGGGAGGAAAUUGGGCAUGGCUCCACUGUUACCUUUACAGCUUUUUAAUAAUUAACUUUGGAUUUUAAAAUAUUUGCAAAAGAAUUUUUCUUAUCUUUUCCCAAAUAUUCUCAUUUUUAUAUUCCAAUAAUUCUCACUAACUUUGCAUUUAUUAAAUCCCAAUUUCCGAUUAAUUUUUUUUUCCAAAACGGACUUGAAUCAUUUCCUUAACCAGAAUUAAUACCUUGAAUUUUGCAAAUUAAAAAUUGAUUUACUAUUCGAAUUCCCACUACUUAAUUAUAAUCCCCUUAUUUUAUUUUCCAUUUUCCAACUUUAUUUUCCUGCUUUCUCCUCCUUUUCCUGCAAAAACCCUAAUUUCACUACACUUGAAGAAGAAUUUCUGAAUGCCAAGGAAAGUUUGAUUCUUUUUUUUUUUUUCUAUUUUUCUGGAAUUUUUGAAUCCAUUUCAAGCUCUGUGCAUGUUCUGCAAUGGCUGAGUUUGAGCAGUGGGGCAGUGUUUGGCAGUUAGAUUGACCGGUAUCAACUGUAGAAGAAGUAGCUCUCCUUGUCAGAUUUUGAUUCUUUCGCGUCCAGUACAGCUUCUGCUGUUUUUGAGGUUUUACUGAAUUUGAACUUGGGUUUCUGAAAUGCUUUGUGUGGCUUGAUUUUUUGUUUUUGUACUUUGUUCACAGAGAUUUUCCCCCCCAAUUGUUGUUCUGGUUUUUGGUUGUGGGAUUUAAAGUUUUUAUUGUUGCUGGGGUUUUAGUUUAUUAGGAUUUUGAUUUGGGUUCUGCUAAUGGAGGGAAAAGAAGGUACAAAUGGUUCUGGCGUAACAGUGACAGGGGAAGAAGCUCCAGAGAGCUAUAGAGUGGUGGCCAGGAGUGAAAAUCCUGGCCAAUUAACUGGAUCAACGGUGGCAGCGGCGGUGGUAACAGCGGCCGCGCCGGUUAGUGCGGUGGCGCCGGGUGCGAAGGUGAAAAAGAAGAGGGGCAGGCCAAGGAAGUAUGGGCCAGAUGGGACCCCAUUGUCACCGAUGCCGAUAUCGGCGUCGAUUCCGCUCACCGGAGACUUCUCAUCCUGGAAACAGGGUCGAGGGCGGCCUGUUGACUCGUUCAAGAAGAAACAUAAGUUAGAUUUUGAGAAUCAGGGUGACAGAGUUUCUUACUCUGUUGGUGCAAAUUUCACACCACAUGUGAUCACUGUUAAUCCAGGCGAGGAUGUUAUGAUGAAAAUCAUAUCAUUCGCUCAACAAGGAUCUAGAGCUAUUUGCAUUCUCUCAGCGAAUGGUGCAAUUUCAAAUGUUACCCUGCGUCAGCCUAAUUCUUCUGGCGGUACUCUAACAUAUGAGGGUCGUUUUGAGAUACUUUCUUUGACUGGCUCAUUCAUGCCAACUGACAAUGGAGGAACAAAAAGCAGAUCUGGUGGCAUGAGUGUUUCAUUGGCAGGUCCAGAUGGUCGCGUUUUGGGUGGCGGGCUUGCUGGUCUGUUAGUUGCUGCUGGCCCUGUUCAGGUUGUGGUUGGCAGCUUUUUACCUGGCCAUCAUCAGGAGCAGAAGCCCAAGAAGCCGAGGGUCGAGCACAUAAUAAACUUUUCUGCCCUUCCAGUUAACCACUUGCCCGGAGAAAGGACAGAUGGAGUCUAUGGCGGUCCAAAGCCAAUCCCUACACCAUCCUCCUCCUUCCACGGAGAGAACACAGCUGCUCCAAACUCGAUCCAGGUUUCGAAGAAUUUAGCCUCAGAAGGCGAAAUAUCCUUAGCCGGUGCAGAAACCAAAGACCCAAGCCCACAGGAGUGCAAGGUUUCUUGCUGAUCAUGCAUUGCACCAUUUUACCUUGGCUGUAUCUAUGCUUUCUUCCAGUAAACUUGAAAGGUUAGGCUGUCUGACCAGUUGACUAUCACAGGACAAAAUUAGGGUUUAACAUGAGGCUACUUUUAAACUGAAGUUGUAUUUGUAGGAAACUAGGUUAGGGCAUCUUCCUGGCAGGCUUUUAUUCUGCAAUUUGUUGUCAACAUGUAUCAGCUUGGUUGUGUCAUUUGUUGAUGUAGUGAUUUUUAUCUUCGUGACAACUUGUUUGUCACUCUUUCCACUUUGUCUUAUCUGUAUCCUAACUUUAAAGGACUGGAUUUUAAUUGGAUUUUGCUGUUUUUCUUUUUACCAUGAAUGACGAGUUUGUUUUGAAGCAA